This is a messenger RNA of Aethina tumida (small hive beetle), 972 nucleotides long. RefSeq names its product coiled-coil domain-containing protein 43. Lineage: Eukaryota; Metazoa; Arthropoda; Insecta; Coleoptera; Nitidulidae. The record is from RefSeq and is a predicted model, not a curated record. The transcript has 3 exons. Bases 61 to 690 code for a protein of 209 amino acids.
AAUAAACGAGGAAAAAAAUUAAUGGCAAAAUUGAACAGUGUUGCAAACCGGUGACGAAAAAUGGCCGGCGCUAGUCACGAAAAGUUUUCGCGAUGGCUGGAUCAAAAAUUGCGGGAUUUAAACACGGACGAAUCGGUGUUCGGAUCAUACAUAACUGGAAUCCUCGACGGUGACGAAGCGGACGACGAAAAACGCGAAGCUCUGGAGGGCAUACUCGCCGAGAUAUUGAGCAAUGAAAACGACAUCGGCACCCAUUGCGACGAAAUACUGGCCAAAUGGGAGGAGUACAAGCCCCAGGAGCAGGCCGCACCGUGUCUCAGCAGCGAGGAUAUGAACGAGAAGCUGGCCAAACUGUUAGAGUCACAGUCGCUGGCUACCACGAAGCAGAAACAGUACACCGAUGAAGAGAAGAAAAUCAGGGAGGCUAUUUUAUCUCAGUACAGUCAGAUGACUGACAGCGAAGAGGAGGAGGAUGAUAACCAAGCCAGUGGUGAACCCAAAGAGACCAAUUUGGAAAAGAACCUGAAUGCACUGACUGUCAUGCAGGCUGAGAAGGAGAAACGUGAGCAGGCCAGACUUGACAGCCAAAAGAAAAAAGAGAAGGACAAAGAAGACAGAGAGAAACAGAAACAAAUGAGGGAGGAGAAAAAGGAGAAGCGCAAGACUCAAAAGGGUGAAAGGAGGAGGUAGCACCAUUGACACCCCAGAAUUUAACAAGCUGUGUGAUUGAGAUAUUGAUUUAACAAGGCAUUUAAGUCAAAAUGACAAUAUUUUAGGAAAUAAUUGUUGCCCCAUUUGACAGUUCUAUUGUAACCACCCGAGGGCGUACUCGGACUAAUUACGUACGACGAAAAACUAAGGAUUCGUAAUUUUUUACAGUGAUAGUCACAGUUGCCAAUCAUGUUUUAGAUUAUAAAUGUUAGUCAAUAAUUUAAACGACUGUAUUUUUGAAUUAAAAUGGGUUAUACAAUA